This is a messenger RNA of Papaver somniferum (opium poppy), 2663 nucleotides long. Its product is annotated as long chain acyl-CoA synthetase 4-like. NCBI's taxonomy places the organism in Eukaryota, Viridiplantae, Streptophyta, Magnoliopsida, Ranunculales, Papaveraceae. The transcript is spliced from 19 exons. Gene Ontology annotation, cellular component: membrane; endoplasmic reticulum. Gene Ontology annotation, biological process: fatty acid metabolic process. Gene Ontology annotation, molecular function: long-chain fatty acid-CoA ligase activity. The record is from RefSeq and is a predicted model, not a curated record. Bases 348 to 2324 code for a protein of 658 amino acids.
UAAUACAUAAACGGAGAAAAAGUCGUUGGUAAAUCUAAUAACUGCAGUCGGACUUUAAACCUAACUCAUUAACAACCGCGUGAUAUUUAGAAAGAGAAAAACAACAAAAAUUGCGACUUGUAAUUCGUCGUUGUAUUCCAGACUUUCAGUUCCUCUAUAUAUUUUUUUCUCUAUUUAGUCUUCUGAUCUUCCACUUCAUUUUCUUUGAAGUUGUGAUCACUAAGUACUAUCCCCAUCGACUUCUUCUUCUUUCUGUCGCUCUUCAAUUAGUUCCCCAUUUAGGGUUUUCAAUUUGCUGUGUAGAUCGUAAGAGUUUUAAGAGCGAAGAGAGUUCUUCUUAGAAAACAAUGGGAGAUAAGAAGUUUAUAAUUGAAGUCGAGAAAGCCAAGGAAUCAGUAAAUGGAAAACCUUCGAUGGGACCUGUUUAUAGAAGUUUGUUUGCUAAAGAUGGAUUUCCUGAACCAGUUGAAGGUUUGGAGAGUUGUUGGGAUGUUUUCCGCAUUUCUGUUGAGAAGUAUCCUGGUAACCGAAUGCUUGGUCGCCGUGAAAUUGUGGAUGGGAAGCCAGGUAAAUAUUUGUGGUCAACUUAUAAGGAAGUAUAUGAUAUCGUGAUGAAAGUUGGAUUUGCCAUCCGAAGUUGUGGUGUUGAGAAGGGAGGACGUUGCGGUAUUUAUGGUAUAAACUGUCCAGAGUGGAUUAUGAGUAUGGAGGCUUGCAAUGCUCAUGGGAUCUACUGUGUUCCAUUGUAUGACACACUUGGUGCUGGAGCUGUGGAAUUUAUCUUGUGCCACGCUGAGAUUUCAAUUGUGUUUGUGGAGGAAACAAAGAUUUCUGAGGUGUUGAAAACGUUUCCCAAUACCAGUGAAUAUGUCAAAACAAUUGUGAGCUUUGGUAAAGUUAAACCUGAAGAAAAAGAAGCGGCUGAAAAGUUUGGUUUGGCCAUGUAUUCUUGGCAGGAAUUUCUGUGCAUGGGAGAAAAGGAAUGCGAACUUCCAGUGACAAAAAAACACGACAUUUCUACUAUAAUGUAUACGAGUGGGACUACUGGUGAUCCUAAGGGAGUUAUGAUUUCCAACGAUAGUAUUGUUACCCUUAUAGCAGGUGUGAAACGGCUGUUGGGAUCUGUCAAUGAGCAGUUGACCGACAAGGAUGUUUACAUGUCAUAUCUCCCGCUGGCUCACAUAUUUGAUCGCGUGAUUGAAGAGUUGUUUAUUCAUCAUGGUGCUGCAAUUGGAUUUUGGCGUGGGGAUGUCAAAUUGUUGAUCGAAGACAUUGGGGAGCUAAAGCCCACUAUUUUCUGUGCUGUUCCACGCGUGCUAGAUAGGAUUUAUUCGGGUUUGACAGAAAAAGUUGCUUCUGGGGGUUUCUUGAAGCAUAAGUUAUUUGACAUUGCAUACUCGUUAAAACUGAAUAGCAUGAAGAAGGGAAAUAAACAUGAAGAAGCAGCCCCUUUUUGUGACAAACUUGUUUUUAAUAAGGUAAAGCAACGGUUAGGGGGGAAUGUUCGACUUAUUUUAUCUGGAGCUGCGCCGCUUGCUACACAUGUUGAAUCUUUUCUACGAGUUGUGGCCUGUGCUCAUGUCUUACAAGGAUAUGGUCUGACCGAAACGUGUGCUGGGACUUUUGUCUCAAUGCCGAAUGAACUAUCGAUGCUUGGGACAGUGGGACCUCCUGUACCAAAUGUUGAUGUCUGUUUGGAAUCCGUCCCUGAAAUGGGGUAUGAUGCUCUUUCGAGCACUCCACGUGGAGAAAUCUGUGUGCGAGGGAAAACCUUGUUCCAAGGAUACUUCAAACGUGAAGACCUCACCAAAGAGGUUAUGAUUGAUGGAUGGUUUCACACAGGGGAUAUUGGUGAGUGGCAACCAAAUGGUAGCAUGAAAAUCAUUGACAGGAAGAAGAACAUUUUUAAGCUUUCACAAGGAGAAUAUGUUGCAGUCGAGAACUUGGAGAACAUUUAUGGUCUUGUUUCUGCUAUCGACUCGGUAUGGAUAUAUGGUAACAGCUUUGAGUCUUUCCUUAUUGCUGUUGUCAACCCCAACAAGCAAGCACUUGAGCGUUGGGCAGAAGACAAUGGAAUAGUAGGGGAUUUUGAUACAGUUUGUGGAAAUUCAAAGGCCAAAGAAUUCAUCAUUGGUGAACUUGGCAAAAUUGGAAAAGAAAAGAAGUUAAAAGGUUUUGAGUUUGUUAGAGCUGUCCACCUCGACCCAGUUCCAUUUGACAUGGAGCGUGAUCUUCUCACUCCAACUUAUAAGAAGAAGAGGCCUCAGUUGCUCAAAUACUAUCAGAAUAUCAUAGAUGGUAUGUAUAAAAGUGGAGGCAAGUAAGAGUCAAGACAUUCGCUCACUCACGCGUGAUAACACAGCAGUAUUGCAAGGAAAAAUCAGUCACUUUCUGUCUCUUCUUAGUAACAAGGUUUUAUUUUCUUGGUGGCAUUUUUUUAUAUAUCUGUUCUUUCUUUUCACCAAAAAAGAUAAGAAAUCCAGUUUCUUGUUUGUUUUGCACUUGUUUCCAUGAAUGUACAGAUUACAAAGUGUUAUAAAUACACAACGAAAUACCGAAGUGAUAGUUCUUCUGCGAUUGCCUCUGUAUUGCUUAUUUAUUAUAACACUUUGUAUUGUUCCUAAUUUUAAAGUAACUUAGAUGUUUCACGUUUGACUAGUCUA